UUUGGACAUAUUGAGUGUUUAUAAACUGUUCAUAUUUUAAUUAAGAUGUGGUAUUUAAAAUGUUAGCUGAAAAUAACAUUCAAUGCAUGUUCGCUUAACAUGAAUUGCUGCCAAUAUAAAUGAGAAACAAUUGCUAUACAAAUUUGGCUUGAUAAUAGGGUGCCUAAUUACAAAUAAGAAACAGUGUAGAUAACAUUAUCAUUAGCCAUAGGUAUUGUUUUGCUAUAAAAUGGAUGAGAAUAUGUAUGAAAACGAUACGGACGGGAAACAAAACGAUUCCAUUGUAACAAUAGAAAUUGGUCCGCAUUUUACUGCCGUGUACGUGAUGUUAUCAAUAGUGUUGCUCAGUAUUGCGGGCAACAGCCUCGUUCUGUUCUCCUACCUUCGAGAUCGUAGACUUCAGGUCAUGUUUAAUUUGUUUGUUAUGAAUCUGUCAGUCGCCGAUAUAAUAAUCAGCGUGUUUAUCAUCUUAGAAAUACUCAUCCUGUUUACAAAUGUGAACGUUUUGAUUGGUGGAAGUAUUUUGUGUCACAUGUUUGCAGUGGUCAUCAACGCCAUCCCCCUCGAGCAGCUCCUAAUUGGCCACCUUAUGUGCAGCGACAGACGGGAGGCCAUCCAGAGAAGACUCAAGUAUGGCCAGAGGUCACAGCAGUGCCAGGCCGAAGCGCUCAAGCUGGCCAUCACAUGGGCCAUCAGCUUCGUCACGAGCUUCGUCCUGACCAAUAUGAUGACUAUUUUUAGAAAGUCUGAGUUCCGGUAUUGCUUCCUGCCUGACCGUUUGCUCAUCAUCAGCAAAUUGGCGUACGUGUAUGAGAUAGUUCUUUGCUGGCUGCUCUUCUCCAUGCUGAGACUAGUGCAUGAGUUCAGAAAACUCCGCAUGAGAAGGCCCUACAUCUUUCGACUGUUUGACAUGGAACCGGAGUUCGGCCGCGUCUCCAGCACGCACAGUGGGGAACUGGGCAGCAAACUCUCAUCCCAGAGCCUGAUCCCUCGCAGCCCCAUCAGCCUGUUCAGACACGAGGAACCCAUCAUUCAGUCGUACGCCAUGAAACUCAGGAACGUGGCACCAAGCGUGGUGCCGAUCCUGGAGCCGCAGGCUUUGUGCAAGACUGCAGAUCUCUCGUCAACGCAUGCGGAAGAUGCCGUGCAGUCCGGAAUUUCAAAAUCUUCACCAAAAUCUUUAAAGUUUUAUUCGUAUCAGUCGAUUCCGAGAAACAGGAGCGAGAAGUGUAGCGGACACGUAGAAGAGAUGGAGAAAGUCGAGAAACUUGACAGCAGUGAACUCAAGCAAUUCUUGCUGUGGAACAAAGAAGAGCUUCAGUUUUUUCCACACGCCAAGAUUGUUGACCCGAUGUGUGGAGUAGAAAUACAAAACUUGAAUCAGCUCGAGGAAAACACAGUUGCAGGCAAUGGGUCGUUGGAAAACAGCUGGAGUAAACCGGAAACAGAAUCAACUUUGGGGAAAAAUCAACUGCGCAGGUCAUCGAUUUUUGAGCGUGGCAAAGGCGAGUCCCGUAAGUCUGUACGCAUCGCGGAACUUGACGAAAGUAAUAAAAGUCUGGAAUUGGAUGUAGAUACUGUGAUCCCAAGCGAAUGCUCUCCUUUGAACUCGUCGAUAUCGGAAGAUUACCCCACGGAUAUUCCUUUACCGCGCUUCAAACCAAGGACCGAUUCCUUGUACACGCUCAAGUCCUGUAUGAGCAUAUCUGAAGAGUCGUUGAAAGACGAGAGGACUGACCCGACAGAUUCUUUGCUGAUCGACGCUGAGCAUGUAGACACGACCGAGCCACACGCUGGGCGAGUGAAGGAGUACCAGCAUGAGACGAAGCUGUUCACCAUCGGGGAUGCCAACGAAGACGAGCUGAGCCAGGUGGGGAACUUGAAAACGUCACCAGAGAGCACGCUGGUCUCCUCAACGAACGCGCUAGCAGACGACAGCUCCCAGUGUUCUUUGAUAGCGUCCAUCCCAACACACGAGCAGAGUAAUGAAAGCAUCGAGAGCAUUCACCGAGAGAGUGACCCGAAGAUCAAUAUCCUGAACGAUGAUGCUUCAGGUAAAGUUGGGACUAAUCUCGAGAGCACCACGAUACGGCGAGAAGAAGUGGGUGAAUUUUUAAAAGAUGUUUCUCAUGCUUUUGUUUAUGGUGUGCUGCAGGCUCGCGAGGCUGAAGUUCUGGAAGAAACCGUUCCAGAGUCUACUUCCACGGCAAUGCCAGAGGGUAUGAGUCGCCCCAACACAAGCCUUCAACAAACACCCGGCAGCAUCAACCUGGGGGAAGAGAUCACUCUGCAAGACACGACGCCUGGUGUCCAAACCAGUGACCCAGCCUCGGCAGUUGAAGGUGAAACAGGCGGUGUCGACACCAACAACAGCGCAGGUCCCAGCAGCCUGACGCCAGACAGGUACCCCAGGAGACAAAGGCAACAAAACAAACCCCCUCUCAAUGGGACUCACCGCGUGGAAGAGUCCAUUCAUAACAAGGAGGUAGCAGAUGCCGCGAAGGAAUGGAUCACUUUCUACAACGUCCGGAAUGUACCGAAGCAGUACACGAUUGAUAGUCUAGCUCUGGAUGUUGGGUUGAGUGGAGUAGAGACGAUGGCGUCGACUAGUGAAAUCAGGAGCCUCUCCAAGUUGGUAGCUGAUCGCGAAGCAUCGUUGCUGAAAAGCAAAGUUUUGGAGCAGAUUUCUUUGAGCCAGUUAGAGCAUAAAGAGUAUGAUCGAAUUCAUUUUUUCAAACGCAAGGCAGACGAGACAGGGUUGAAACGUGGAUGCGAUGAGGUUCAGCAAGCUGUGGAUUCUUGGAUGGAGUUCUACAGCAUAGAUCCUCGUAAAUUUUCAUCACGCAACGUCAAAAGACUUGCAGACAACCACAGCUGCCAGACUGAUCCAACAGGUUUUGAAAAAUCUAACAUUGAAGAUCACAAAGCGCCUGAGAGUUUUGAAACCAAUCCAAGCUUGGAUGUUGAGAUUGAUAUUCAUGCAUCGUUUAAUGGAGGCUCGUAUGAGCAGCGUUCAGUACCCGAGAGGUGUGGCGACGCGCAUGACAGGAACCAACCAAUGGAAUUGUCAGCCUGUCAGGAAACCUUAGACAAGUUUGAAUUAAAAGGUGACAAAAACAAACGGCCGCUCGAACUCUCGGAAAUUUGUCUUCAGUUGAAAUCAUCGGACGAUGCGAUACUUGGGGAAUCCGCUACGUUUAUAAAUGAAGGAAAUGAUAAGUUUUCUCGGCAUGAAGGUAUGAUGAUGCAAGGAGAACCUGAUCUGGGCACCCAACAACACUCUGGUGAUCGCUCAGCGUUCGUUAAGUCUAGACCACCAUGUCAACCGUUUGAAGGGGAUGACUGGGACCAAAGCUUCUUCUUCGAUAGGGACCUGCAGCUUCCCCUCAUGUUUGAGGUCUCGAGUGAUGGCACUAUAAAGGAAAUAACCUCUCCGGACGCCCAAGAAGACCGUGUGGAACACUCAGAGCAGGCCAUGAUUUCUGGAGAUUAUAAAGGAGCCUCAGCACAGUCGCUGGUAAACAUGCAGGCAAAACCGACUAGGACCCAGAAAGAGAUUCUAGAGAAGUUAAGUAUGGGAAGACGGGCCUAUCUGGCUGAGCUAGGCUUGUAUGGGGAGGUUAUAGCUGGUCGCUUAUCGCUGAGUGAGGAUAUGAUCAACACAGAGGAAUGUAAAGUGUGUCCGCAUUGUAAGGAGAAGGGGGUCGAUGACACGAAGGAAGUGACGUGGAGGAUCCCGACCGAGGAUGUCUUUCUCAUAGACCAGAUGCUGAUGUGUGACAGUGAUCAGGGAGUACAUACGAACCGUACGGCAAAUAACCUGCUGGACGGAGGGGGCAAGUCAGCGGUUGGACGCCCUAAAAAUAACAACCAAUCAUCGGCGUUUUUCAUCACGGACAUCGAUGAUACGUUUUACGCAUUAUCCAACUCAUGA
Molecule: messenger RNA, 3934 nt
Organism: Physella acuta
Lineage: Eukaryota; Metazoa; Mollusca; Gastropoda; Physidae
Biological process (GO): G protein-coupled receptor signaling pathway, coupled to cyclic nucleotide second messenger; chemical synaptic transmission
Cellular component (GO): dendrite; plasma membrane
Molecular function (GO): neurotransmitter receptor activity; G protein-coupled serotonin receptor activity
Source: RefSeq, a predicted model, not a curated record